AGGCAGACACAACAGCACAGACUUGCAACACAACGCACAAGCGCAAGGAGAGUCAGUCGACAUCAACGAGAACGGGUUAUUGAGAGACUUGACUUCGCCAGGGUGCAGCAGAGUGCAGAGAGUGUGGUGCCCGCUCGUAGAGUCAGCGACAGGACAAGCCGCGUUACCGUCGAAGACCCAGCAGCAUCAUUUCAGCAGCGCCGUUUUUUUCAGCAGUAGAUUGGUUUUGCUCUGGCUAAAUAGAGAAGAGCAGAGAAGAAGCUGUGCGUGCCUUGGUGCUUGCUGUCGAAAAGCGCAGUGAGCAUGCUGGACCAGUGGAUACAGACCCUUCAGGCGGGAGACUGCCUUGCCGAGCGCGAUCUAAAGAAGCUCUGCUUGAUGGUGAAGGAGAUCUUGAUCGAGGAGAACAAUGUCCAGCUGGUGAGAUCGCCGGUGACGAUUUGCGGGGACAUUCACGGGCAAUUUUACGACCUGCUUGAGCUUCUUGCCAUGGGUGGAAAAGUGCCAGACACUAGUUAUAUUUUUAUGGGGGACUUCGUUGACCGAGGGCACAAUAGCGUGGAGACGUUCCAGCUGCUUAUGGCCCUCAAGGCGAGAUAUCCAGACUGCAUGACGCUGCUGAGGGGGAAUCACGAGUCACGACAGAUUACACAGGUUUACGGUUUUUACGAGGAGUGCAUGCGCAAGUACGGUAACGCGAACCCUUGGAAGUACUGCGUCGAGGUUUUUGAUCACCUCAACCUCGCCGCUUUGGUGGACAACGAGGUGCUGUGCGUACACGGAGGCUUGUCUCCAGAAAUUCGAACGAUUGAUCAGAUUCGCACGAUAGAGCGUAACAAGGAAAUUCCCCACGAGGGUGCCUUCUGCGACAUGAUGUGGUCGGACCCGGAAGAGAUUAGGGACGCUUGGCUCAUCAGCCCGAGGGGUGCGGGAUACUUGUUCGGGUCGCGGGUGGCGGAGGAGUUUAACCACAUGAAUGGCCUCGACCUCAUCUGCCGAGCGCAUCAGCUCGUGAUGGAGGGAUUCAAGUACCACUUUUCCAGCAAGAGCGUCGCCACGGUAUGGAGCGCUCCCAACUACUGCUAUCGAUGCGGCAACGUAGCUGCCAUGCUAGCACUCGACGACAACCUUGGAAGGGACUUCAAGAUAUUCCACGAGGUCGAAGAGUCAUCGUACAAGGCGCAACAACGGCAAGCAGUGGUCCCGUACUUCCUUUAGCCCCUGCGCGCGCUCUACCCCCUUCCCCGUAGGAGAGGGAAGUGGGAAGUAAAUACCAUCUCGUUUCAGGUUGUAUCCUUUUUUUGUAUUUUGCUUUCACGGCGGAUGGUCGGCGUUGGAGGGCAGGCAGCUGGCUCGCUUGUCGCUGUCGUUGUUCAUGCUUCGGAGGUACCUAGCCGUAUGUAUGCAAAGCCAUAGCGACAUGGAGCAGCAAGUUCCUGCGUGAUGCUUUCUUCCGCUGUUUCUUGCCGUGUUUGGCGCUGCUUGUCAAGCAAUUUCGGCAGGUUGGCUACUAUUUAUGUACGGACUGGUACUGGUGCUGCGCCGGCACUACACUCUCUGCUGCCGUUGCGGGUGGUAGGACCCCGUUUUUCCGCCGCUUCUCUCUCUGCCGCCGGCAGCCUACCUCUGCUUGCCAUUUUUCCGUCUACAGGUCCGGCCAGCGGUCGGUGUAAGGUUGGGCCGACCGGUGUAAUGACAUGUCCAGACUUUGGCUGGGUUGGAUUGGACUGACUCUGUGUAUGCAUGUUUCUGUACAGAUUUCAUGCCGCAUGCCGCCGAGCGGCGAAGAGUAUCUAAAAAGGCUGACCUUGACGAGGUUGACCGUUGUUUGUGCUACCGGAGCAGCAGGCGUACUUGGCGGGCUAAGAUUGUUACAUUUAGCAUUUUUCUGUGGACACGCUGUUGUUGUAUUAAUCUUGCCGAGUGGGGGUCGACAUUCGUUCCACUGCUGUUCCCCGUCCUGAUAGCCGUUGGAGGUUUUUCAUCUCCCUCGAAGGGGCGGAUGUAGUGUAUGUGCCAAAGACGCGUGAUGUUGACUUUGGGUGUACGAGACUAAGCCACGAUCUGUUUUGGAGCAUCGAUUCGAAGAGGUGCCCGCGCACUGUCCACCGCCUAUGUAGCUCGUGGGGCAUGUGCCCUGUGAUACCUUCGGCAGGGGUCGUCAUUGAUCGUUGCAAGCUUCUACUGUAUGUUGAUCAUACAAUUGUAGAUCGAUCUAACCCAUGUGAAGCGCGCGCGAGAGAGUAGAUCAUGGAGGAAAAAGAGCCUCAUCUCCUUACGUUCUUGUGG
Molecule: messenger RNA, 2289 nt
Organism: Ectocarpus sp. CCAP 1310/34
Lineage: Eukaryota; Phaeophyceae; Ectocarpales; Ectocarpaceae
Source: the annotation of a GenBank genome assembly